Molecule: messenger RNA, 456 nt
Organism: Sparassis crispa
Lineage: Eukaryota; Fungi; Basidiomycota; Agaricomycetes; Polyporales; Sparassidaceae
Exons: 2
Coding region: 1-456 (151 amino acids)
Source: RefSeq, a predicted model, not a curated record
AUGCACUCAAGACAGCCACGCGUUCUCGCACCUCCCUUCCCACCCGAAUCCGCAAUGCAGUUCAAAGCUCUUGCUGCCCUUCUCUACAGUUCUUUAGCAUUUCGGACUGUCACCGUGCUCGGGCUAGGCGCAGCCAGGAGCCUGCCGCACACAGAUAUCACUUACCCCGACUACGACGCGAUCAUCGUCUGCAGUGGCCUGAACUGCACCGGGCUCUGCGACUCCGUCUCAAUGGGCAGUCUCAAUACGUGCUAUAACAUGUCUUCCAUCAACUACCUCGGAGAGUACAAGUCUAUCAUGGCGUACAUCUGCCCUGGCUGCAACUACACUUUCCCGAUCUACAUGGCCACUGCUGGGUGCAUGGGUGCGCCAGUGCAGCUCCAGCUGAAUGUGCGUUAUAACACUUCGUACGGCGGCGAACUCGAGUAUUAUCAGACAUAUUAUACCUCGGGUUGA